GCUAUUUCAGUUCCAUGAGUCCACUUCGUAUUUUGAGCGACGCCCCCAAAUUCCGUGAAGUGUGUUUGCAUACCCUCCGCGGGGAAAAGCGGGGACGGAUAGGUGGAGGAAUCGGGAGGUCCACCGUCCAUAUGCGCUAGAAUAGCACGAAUUUCGACUUCAUGACUAUUUCAUACGUCCGAUUGGGAGAGUUCGGACCGAUGUCAUAAGGACUCUGAGGCUGCAGCAGAGAAUGGGAAUAGGGACACAGGCCAAGGCUUGCCAUUUUGGCUGAAGUAACAGCAGGACAGUUGUCAUCCGCACAUCGGCUACCACCCCCCCCCCCCCUCCCUUUUCCCUUACCUCUCCUUACACGCGUACAGACGGACACACACACACACACACACACACACACACACGCACACACACACACACACCCACACACAGACACACCCUCCCCCCACGGCACAUCCACCAGCAGCCGCCGAACAACCCCACGGUCCCUGCUAUGUCCACUGCCGUAGACAUCGCCGGCCCUUCCUCCCCAGACCAGGGCACCACCAGCUGCGCCAAGAUCCCCAACGAGCCCCUGCGCCGCAGCCUGAAGCGCUCCAGCCACCCCUACACCCUCUCCCAGUACAUCUCCACCCCCAGCGCCCCCGCCCCGGUGGACGUCAGCAGCCUCCUCCAGUCCUCCUCCGCGCUCCACCACCACCACCACCACCAACAGCAGCAGCAGCCGCCGCACCACCCGCAGCCGCACCACCCGCAGCCGCGCGAGGAGCAGCAGCAGGAGCAGCAGCGGUCCAGUCAGGCCGGCCCGCCCAGCAAGCCGCGCCGGGCCCCCUGCUGGCCCGACAUGUGGGAGUCCCCCAGCGGGCUGCACCUGGCCCAUGCCGCAGAGCUGCUGAUGCGGGCGGGGCUGCUGGCGCUCAACCCCUCCGCCGAGCAGGCCGCGCUGGUGCAGCCCGGAGGCCAGCCGGCGCGCGCCGAGGCCCGGGCUGAGAAGGGCGACGGUGGCGGAGGAGGAGGAGGAGGAGGAGGAGGAGGAGGAGGAGGAGGAGGAGGAGGCGGAGGUGGUGGAGGUGGAGGAGGAGGAGGAGGCGAGGGCGGCUCGGGGCCCGAGGAGGAGGAAGAGGAGGACGCGCUCAUGGGAUGUGGGACUGAGUUCCAGCCCUUCCUGGGCGCCUGGUUCCCCUUCAGCCCGGCGUUGUUCCCGUUGGCCGCCGGCUUCCAGAUGGGCGGCGCGGCGCACUGGCGCAGCGCGGCGGCGGCGGUGGCGGCGGCGGCGGCGGCGGGCGCCGGGGAGGGCAUGGAGGGGCUCGUGGCGGAGGGCUACUCCCCCGGCUCCCUGGGCGCCGGCGGGGGCGGGGCCGGCGUGGGCGGCCGCAGGAAGAGGAAGCGCUGCGGGGAGUGCGUGCCGUGCCGGCGCCAGCGUAACUGCGACCAGUGCAGCAGCUGCCGCAACCGCAAGCGGGGACACCAGAUCUGUAAGUACAGGAAGUGCGAGGAGCUGAAGAGGAAGCCGGGCGGCCCCGGGUUCGACAGCAGGGUGCCCGGGUUCGACCUGAGGGGCUCUGAGUUUACUUUGGGCCUGGCACAGGAGAGGGCCCACGCCGCUCUGGACGGGUAGCCCGCGGUGACGGGACGCACGGGGGCGGCCGGCCGGGGGCGGCCGUCACGGCUGGAUGACGGUUGGGGGAGGGGCUAGAGCACCAUGGGUGUAGGACGGGAUGGUGGCGGCUGGGAGGAGGUCCACACACCCACCAUCCUUUCUUUUGACAAUCAGCGACUUUGGAGUGGAGAGGUUAGAGGAUACCGGCGCGUGUCCAUAAGGAAACCAUUACAAAAUGUGUAAAUAGUCUGUAAAUAUCUGGCAAAAAAACAACAAUAUGUCUUUUUGUUUUCUUUUUACAUCUCUUUCCGGUUUGGAUGUAUUGUGUUAUGAGAUUAAAAUCGAGCCAAAUGCUUUUGUUUUCUUUCUUACGGGGAGUUUUGUUAAAAUGUUAUUCUGUUGUUCUGACGUCAAAGCAUCGGUAAGAGAUGGGACGAGUUCAGACGUAGGAUAAUUGAUUUCACGUGCAACUUGUACUGUAUAGCGCUGUUUGGCCUUUUCAAAUAAAAUAAAGAAAUUGAUCGUU
Messenger RNA from Gadus macrocephalus (Pacific cod), 2120 nucleotides. RefSeq names its product ATP-dependent RNA helicase glh-1-like. Gene Ontology annotation, molecular function: zinc ion binding; methyl-CpG binding. Lineage: Eukaryota; Metazoa; Chordata; Actinopteri; Gadiformes; Gadidae. The transcript has 2 exons. The record is from RefSeq and is a predicted model, not a curated record. Gene Ontology annotation, cellular component: nucleus. The coding region runs from base 488 to 1612 and encodes 374 amino acids.